CCCCAGUGCUGCUCGAUUAUCCUCUCGUACAACUUGUUCGGCGCCUCUGUCGUCUGUCUCUCGUUUCACCUCUGCCAGCUCUGCGACACCUCCGCACCUUCCAUCUUCCAAGCCCGCCGACAGCGUGUUUGCCUUCCGUACAUUGUUAACAGCGUUUGCCUUGUAUUCUGCUUCCGACCAGGCACGAGAAAGGUUGAACCUGCGGCCAAAGCACCUUUUAAUUAGACGUUAUUUCCUGCUACGACCCGACAUAUCAACAACCCUUUAGACGCAUUUCUAUCGCACACAACACCCGCACUUCGACGUCACUACCGACGACCGCCCACGGGCGAAGACAGCCAAUAUGAGAGCGCACACGUCAUAUUCCGCCAUGCUGGCACCUUUCAUAUUACUCGCAUCCGCGCCACUAGGAGUCCUGGCCGGCGAUGUCCUCCAGACCAACGGUUACAGCUCGUGUCUGAAUGGCCCCGCAGAGAUCAAGGUCAACAAGCUGGACAUUCAGUUCGAUCGGGGCACGAAGAAGGUCGUUUUCGAUGUUUCGGGCACCAACGAAAAGGAGCAAAAGGUCAUGGCGACCCUUAUUGUCAAUGCCUAUGGCAAGGAGGUCUACAAGAAGCCCUUCAACCCAUGUGACGAAGGCACCAAAGUCGACCAGCUGUGUCCAGUGCCAUCUGGUACCUUUGCCGCCAAGGGUGAACAAACAAUCGACGAAAAGUACCUCAAGGACAUUCCCGCCAUCGCAUUCACCAUCCCCGAUAUCGACAGCCAAGCUACCAUGCAGCUUAAAGCAGUAGAUGGAGGACAGGACCUUGCAUGCAUCACAUCACAGGUCACCAACGGCCAGUCUCUUUCGACCAAGGGCGUCCAAUACAUCGCAGCCGGCAUCGCAGGUGCUGCGCUUCUCCUGUCUGGUGCCUCCGCUUUCGCCAGUGCAGGCACGUCCGGUGCUACUGCCUCGAGUCCCACGUUCGGCGACAUCGUCGGAUGGUUCCAGGCAAUGGCUCUGAACGGCAUGAUGAGCGCCGAUGUCCCCGGUGUCUACCGCAGCUGGUCCAAGAACUUCGCCUUCAGCACGGGUCUGAUCUACUGGGAGGACAUGCAAUUGUCCAUCGACGGCUUCCGUCAGAACACCGGCGGUAACCUCACGCAGAACAGUGUUCCAUUCCUCCAGAACGCCACCCUCGUCCACGUCGACCAAAAAGUGAACUUGGCUAAGCGCGCCUUCCUUUUCGCCCGCGAUGAGCUUAACACUGACCUCAGCGGCAAUGCCACAGAAGGUGGAGAUGACAGCAAGGUCGUACACAUGGUCAAGGGCAUCCAGGGCUUCGUUGAAGAGUACACCAUCCCAGACGGUAACGCUUUCAUGACUGUCUUACUGGUUUUUGCCAUCGUUAUCGCAGCCAUAACUGUCGGUAUCUUGCUGUUCAAGGUCAUCCUCGAAACCUGGGCCCUCUUCGGUAGCUUCCCCAAGCGCCUGACCAGCUUCCGCAAGCGUUACUGGUGGACCCUGGCAAAGACCAUCACCAAUUUGGUCCUUCUCCUCUACGGUAUUUGGGUGCUCUACUGUGUUUACCAGUUCAAGAACGGAGACUCCUGGGCCGCGAAGACGCUCGCUGGUGUCACUCUGGCCGCCUUCACCGGUGUCUUGGUCUUCUUCACUUGGAAGAUCUGGAGCAUCGCGCAAAAGUUCAAGAAGCUCGAGGGUAGCCCAUCCGCUCUCUACGACGACAAGGAGGUCUGGCGCAAGUACAGCCUGUUCUACGAGAACUACAAGCAGAGCUACUGGUGGCUCUUUAUCCCAACCAUCAUCUACAUGUUCGCUCGUGGAUGUGUCAUUGCCGGAGCAGAUGGUCACGGUCUUGCGCAGGCUGCUGGCCAGCUCAUCGUCGAAGCUCUCCUGCUCACCGUUCUCCUCUGGUCUCGCCCCUACGCUCGCAAGUCUGGUAACUGGAUCAACAUUGUCAUUCAGGUCGUCCGUGUGCUAUCAGUUGUCUGCAUUUUGGUCUUUGUUGAGGAGCUCGGCAUGUCGCAAACUACGAAGACCGUCACCGGUCUCGUACUUGUCGUUGUCCAAGCUUCCUUGACAGGUGUUCUCGCCAUCCUCAUUGCUGUCAACGCCAUCAUCAUUUGUUGCAAGGAGAACCCUCACCGCAAGAAGAGAAAGGAGGCUGAGAAAGCCCGCGACAUCGACACCCUCACCCCCCUUGAUGCACGCAACUCGCUUCUCAUGGACCCACAAGAGCAUAGCAACAAGCGCAGCUCAUUCCCCGUUCCCUUCGGCCCCCGCGCUGGUGGUUACGACCAAGUUCCGCUCUCAGAGCAGAACACCGCCUACAAGGGUGGCUACAGCGACCAAGGUGUCCUUCUUGCCGACGCUUCCACAUUCGGAAGAACAGGUUCUCAUGCUCGCAGCUUCAGCAGCCAGCGAGACGACAGUCCUGCGCGACUGCAAGACCCCGUAACCUCAGGCUACCACACGACAGGCUACAACUCAAACGCCCCAUGGCAACCUGCUCAACCACGGGGAGCCACCGGAUACUAA
Parastagonospora nodorum SN15 is the source of this 2542-nucleotide messenger RNA. RefSeq lists its product as hypothetical. Gene Ontology annotation, biological process: transmembrane transport; fungal-type cell wall biogenesis. The record is from RefSeq and is a predicted model, not a curated record. Bases 344 to 2542 code for a protein of 732 amino acids. The transcript has 3 exons. NCBI's taxonomy places the organism in Eukaryota, Fungi, Ascomycota, Dothideomycetes, Pleosporales, Phaeosphaeriaceae.